GUAGUUUCUGCCGUUUUUUAGUUUCGCGGUGCGAGUACGGUUUGGGAAAUUGAAAAACCGUACGUGCGGGUUGGUUUGAAAAAAUAGUCAAAAACCGCACCACCCGCACCGCGAACACUCCAAUUUUCAAGCAAGCAAAACGACACCGUUUAACCGCGUAGAGAGGCAUAUAAUAUAUUACAAAUGAAGUUUGGCUAUUGCCACGAAUCGAGAGAGAGAGAGAAUCAUCAUCAACCAUGGCGAAAGGAGCUAAAACCUCUCAAAAAUCUCGCUCAUCAUCCUCAGCCUCAGCUUCUGAUUCUACCCAAAUCACCGGAACACCUUCCACUAAGAAAAUGGUUUUGAGAAUCAAAACAACUGAGGGGACAAAGAGGUCAGCAAGAUUGAGUGGUAUGAACCAAGAGAGAAAGGUGGUAAAGUCAGUACAGAAGUCAAAACCAAAGAAUAAGAAGAUUAGUAACAAAAUUGAUGCCAAGAAACCCAAGAAGCCACCAACAGCGUUCUUCUUCUUCUUGGAGGACUUUCGGAAGGUGUUUCAAGAGCAAAACCCAGAUGUCAAAUCAAUGCGAGAUAUUGGGAAAGCAUGUGGAGUGAAGUGGAAAACAAUGACAUAUGAGGAAAAGGUUCAAUAUUACGACAUAGCCACAGAGAAACGAGCAGCGUUUGAUAGUGCCAUGGCGGAAUAUAUCAGUAAAAAGGAAAGUGGUGAAGAAUCCGAAGAUGAAGAAACUGAGGAUGAUUCAGAGUUGGGAAUAAGCUGAAAAUUUGGAAAAGCAAUAAUGUUCAUGUAGAGGUUGUAGUUAACAAGUUGUAUAUUGAUCAAUAUGGGACACUGGUUAAUUUCUCUUCUCAAAACUAUUGUAUAAUUUUUUUUUGUUCAUGUUUUUUAUUUUCUUUUUUUCCAUUGUAAAGAAAGAACUACUUUUAUCCAGUGGUAUGGAAGAUUGUAAUUGUAGGUUUCAUCAUUUAGUGAUAAUUUGUUCUUUUCAACUUCA
Molecule: messenger RNA, 995 nt
Organism: Cannabis sativa
Lineage: Eukaryota; Viridiplantae; Streptophyta; Magnoliopsida; Rosales; Cannabaceae
Product: high mobility group B protein 14
Exons: 6
Coding region: 237-761 (174 amino acids)
Source: RefSeq, a predicted model, not a curated record